Messenger RNA from Stegastes partitus (bicolor damselfish), 2424 nucleotides. Its product is annotated as voltage-dependent T-type calcium channel subunit alpha-1H-like. The transcript is spliced from 19 exons. Gene Ontology annotation, molecular function: high voltage-gated calcium channel activity. The coding region runs from base 1 to 2424 and encodes 807 amino acids. Gene Ontology annotation, cellular component: membrane; voltage-gated calcium channel complex. Gene Ontology annotation, biological process: calcium ion import across plasma membrane. Lineage: Eukaryota; Metazoa; Chordata; Actinopteri; Pomacentridae. The record is from RefSeq and is a predicted model, not a curated record.
AUGAAGCACUGCAAAGACAUACCAGCUUACCACGACGAUGGGAAAACCUGCACACUGGUUCCCCUCAACAGUUGGUGUCCAAAUGAGUUUGUCCCUGCCGUGGUUGGAGAAACCACAGACGCUUGUGUCAACUGGAACGCGUACUACAACGUGUGCCGGGCAGGGGACCACAACCCACAUAUGGGCGCAAUCAACUUUGACAACAUCGGCUAUGCCUGGAUAACCGUUUUUCAGGUUAUGACCCUUAAAGGAUGGACGAACAUCAUGGGGUACUUCAUGGACUCCUCUUCCUUCUGGAGUUUCAGCUACUUUUUAGUUGCCACCAUUCUGGGCACCACCUUCAUCGUGAAUGUGUGUGGAGUCAUCAUUGCCAGUCACUUCUCGGAGAUCAUGGAAAGAGACAGAGGGGAGCAAGAUGCUGAUGCUGUGUCCAUCAAAAACCUGUUUUCCAAGGUGACCUCGUGGCUGAGCAGAGCAUUUCACUGCCUCAUCAGGUGCCAGGACAGGGUGUUCCCCGCUGGCAUCCCGAUGGAGACAAAUGGCACACAGAUCUUGAAGGAUUGCCAAAGAAAACUGAAAGUGGCAGUUCACAGUGACCUCUUCAAACACGGGAUCAUGGUUGCUGUUCUCCUCAAUGUUAUCACCAUGGCCAUAGAGUACCAUGAGCAGCCCAAGGAGUUGACAAUCGUGUUGCAAUACAGCAGCAUAUGUUUCACCGUUCUGUUUUUCCUGGAGAUGAUUCUAAAGCUGCUGGCUCUCUCACUGGCGUACUUUGAGGACCGAGACAACAUCUUUGAGUUUGUCCUUGUCAUCAUCAGUUUGUGUCAAGCAGCUCCCCAGCUGUCAGGUGUGCAAGCACUUCUCGUGCUGCGGUUUUGGAGGCUUGUUUUCUUUAUCCCAUACCUGCGGAGAGAGCUGAUGGUCUUGAUGAGGACUGCUGAAAAGUCAACUGCGCUCUGCUGGCUGAUGCUGAUUUUCCUUUUCCUUUUCGGUGUACCGGGGAUGCACCUCUUCGGCUGGAGGUCCAUACCAGGAUAUUCACAAAUCAUUGGUGGCAGAAAAUACUUUGACACCCUACUCCAGUCCAUGGUCACUGUGUUCCAGAUUCUGACCUUGGAGGAGUGGCAUAAGGUGGCCUACAUUUCAAUGGCUUCCACCUCUGCAUGGGCUAUGCUGUACUUUGCUGUCAUCAUUUUAAUUGGACACCAUGUUCUCCUCAAUGUCUUCGGAGGCAUAGUGCUUCAAUGCUACCAGGCUAUGCAACUUGAAAGAGCUGCGCAGGAGGCCACUGAACAGCAACCAGCAGACCCCACAAGACCUGAACAAGACAAUCCUGAGCCCACGAGUGUGGAAGAGACUGUGCCAGCAGAUGACAAUGCAUCUCUGAGCUUGACCCAGAGAGUGCGCCGCUGGUGCAGAGAGCGUGAAGACUGGUCACUGUACUUGUUCUCGCCACAGAACCGGUUCCGUGUGUUUUGCCAGUGGCUGAUCUCACACACCAUGUUUGACAUCAUAGUUUUGCUCUUCAUUUCAUUGAGCUGCAUCACUGUUGUUAUGGAGAGGCCUGCUAUCCACCCUGACAGCAUGGAAAGAUGGAUCCUUCAAAUAUCCACUUACAUAUUCUCCGCUGUCUUCUUGGUAGAGAUGUUUGUGAAGGUUGUAGCUCUGGGUUUGCUGAUUGGGAGAGAAAGCUACUGCCGCUCGGCGUGGAACGUCAUCGAUGGUGUGUUGGUGAUAACAUCUUUCAUCCACAUCUUAAUCGAAGUGCUCACACCUGACAACAGCAACAUGCUGACCGUCCUCACAGUUUUCCGCCUGGUGCGCACACUUCGCCUACUGAGGGCACUCAGCCGAGUCCCAAAACUAAAGCAGACCAUGGAAGCUCUGAUGACCUCAUUUAAACCCUUGGGGAACAUCACUCUCAUUUGCUGCAUCAUCUUCCUCUUCUAUGGCAUCUUUGGGCUGCAGUUGUUCAAAGGGAAAUUCUACCACUGUGUGGGCCAUGACCUAAGAAACAUCACCAACAAGACUGACUGUCUGGCAGCCAACUACAGCUGGGUAGGGAAGCAGCUCAACUUCGACAACCUCCUUCAGGCUGUGUUGUCCGUGUUUGUGAUGUUCACCAAGGAUGGCUGGGUGAACAUCAUGUAUGAUGGGCUAGAUGCUGUAGGAGUAGACCAACAGCCUGUGCAGAACUACAACGAGUGGAUGCUUCUUUACUUCAUCCCUUUCAUGGUGAUGAGCUAUUUCCUUUUGAACAUGUUCAUUGGCAUAUCGGUGGAGACCUUCCAAAAGUGUCAACGGGAGCAAAGACAAGUAGCUCCGGAGAGGGAAGAAGAAGCACAAGACCAGCACGCUGGUAAGAAGAGUGGAGAGGCUAGUUUGUGUGAAAAAGAAAGGCUAGUUAAGCCACAGAAGCAUUGA